UCCGUUUAGACUGUGUUCUCUCUGCUGUUGAAGUGGGACGUGGUUGGCGUGCGUGCUGUUCUGUCUGUAAUGACACAGUUAACGGAUAUUUAUCCCCUCAGGAGCUGAUAUCUGAUGACACUGACCGCAGAGCGGCUUGUUUCCACUAUCGUAAAUGAUGAAAAAUCGGGAAUAUCAGCAAAUAGACCCUCAGGCACUCGCGACGCCCGCACCGACUCCUCCAGCGCGAGCUCUGCCCGAGCACAAGCCUGCACGAGCGCGGAGGAAAUGGGAGGUGUUUCCCGGGAAGAACCGCUUCUACUGCGAUGGACGCAUCAUCGUGGCGCGUCAGAGCGGCGUGCUGCCUCUCACACUGGGGCUCAUACUGGUCACCAGUGGACUGUUUUUCAUUUUCGACUGCCCAUUCCUGGUGAAGCACCUCACCAGCUGCAUCCCAGUGAUCGGAGGGGUGCUGUUUGUGUUUGUGAUCAUCUCUCUCCUCCAGACCAGCUUCACAGAUCCAGGCAUUCUGCCCAGAGCAACAGCAGAGGAGGCUGCAGACAUAGAGAAGCAGAUCGACAACCCGGCAGGCUCUUCCUCAUCCUAUCGCCCCCCUCCGCGCACAAAAGAGGUCGUUAUCAACCAGCAGGUGGUGAAACUCAAGUACUGCUUCACCUGCAAGAUCUUCCGUCCACCGCGCACCUCUCACUGCAGCCUGUGUGACAACUGUGUGGAGCGGUUUGAUCAUCACUGCCCGUGGGUUGGCAACUGUGUGGGAAAACGAAACUAUCGAUUCUUCUACACCUUCAUCGUCUCACUCUCCUUCCUCACGGCCUUCAUCUUCGGUUGUGUAACCACACACCUGGCUCUGAGGUCACAAGGAGGAAAUGGGCUGGUAUUAGCUCUCCAAGAGAGUCCCGCCAGUGCUCUUGAGUUAGUGGUCUGCUUCUUCUCAGUGUGGUCCAUUUUGGGCCUCUCAGGCUUCCAUACCUACCUGGUCGCUGCUAAUCUUACGACUAACGAGGAUAUUAAAGGUUCGUGGUCAGGCAAGAGUGGGAAUGAGGACGUGGGAAAUCCAUACAGCUACAACAGUAUCAUCAAAAACUGCUGCUCCGUUCUCUGUGGACCCAUGCCACCUAGUUUGAUUGACAGGCGAGGGUUUGUGCCCUCUGAUGACUCCGUUCAGACCAGUCCCUUGGAAAUCGAGCUGCCAGCUGCUAAAAACGACAUUAACAUGUGCACACAGGGCACUAAAGGUCUGCUGGAAACGGCUUCUCGUUCUCCUCUCCUGACAAGCUCCUGUCCGCAAGCCAAGCCCCAAGUGGUGCCACCAGCCCUGGACCCUCUUCAAGAGAUCGUCCCCUCUCCUGCCCCAGAGCUGCCCAAGAUCGUUGGAGGACGCCAGUCGACCAGCACGCCUCACAAACACCACUCUCACCACAGAUCCAAAGGAAAGCAAACCAGUCAUCACACCCACAAGAUGACCAACUCCUCUCCAAGACCUCAUCACAGUCACAGUUCAAGAGGGCGUAAAGACUCAAAGACCAGAGACCAAAAAUUCAGUUCUCUUCGCUGAACACUCUGACUUCAAGAAUCUGCAAAUGUCCUCAUGUUGGGGAUGUUGAUGCGUUAAUUUGCUUGGAUUGUCUGAGUUUAUAUUCAUAGAAUUGAUUCAUUAAAGGUGAAGUGUGUAAUCUCUGUGCCAUCAAAUGUAACUGCAAAACUACUAACUGUUUUCAGACAGGUUUCCCGAACUCACACAUUGGUUGCACCAAUGUUCUUAUGUCGUGCUAGUCAGGAUGCUCAAACAAACGGAGCAAUAUUUUGGUGGCACAACAGAGUUGCACUUUUCGGGGAAAUCAACCUACAAAUGGCUUGCUUGUAGUGUUCGCAUAAUAAACUGGAAUAUAUAAACUGGGAAAGUAUUUUAACAUUGAAAGAAAUUACAUUCUUCGGUUUUAAUAAACUAAGCACAGUAUUAAACUGUUACUGUACCAUAGAGGAAUACUAUCACACCAGUGGUCCUCAACGAUCAGUGAAGUUAUGAAGUAUGGACUCCCCUUUACGAGAGUGGUUUAAAUGAAAAACUGUGUAUUGAAUCUACUGGUUGUUCCCAUGAUGUUUCAAAUGUUGUAGACAAGCACAAAGAGGGUCCAUUGGUCUUAAGAAACAAACUACAGUCAAUUGCCAUUGAGACUAGUCUGUUCUCGGCGUGUUUCUAAAAGAGCUUUAUUGGAACAGCAGUAAUGGAACAAUAUGAACAUUGUUGUCCACUGCCUGGACAUUGAAAUCUGGGACUGAUUUUUUUCUGGCCUUUUUAAAGGAAUAUUGGUAAAACUUUACUUUAAACUUCCAUUUAUUAAAAGAGUUUAUAAAGGGUUCAUAAAUGAUCAAUAUUCAUUUAGAAAUGCAAACAAAUCACUGAUGUGUGGUUAUAACAGCAUGCAUAAUAAGGGUGACUUUCAUGCAAUACUUGCCAAUUAGUGAGCCAUUUCACCUCACACUUAUUCAACUUUAACCUGUAAUAUAAAGUGAACACAUACAGGUAUAAAGCCUUUAAUAAGGAGCUGCCAACAUUAGAAGCCUAUAUAUAUAUAUAUAUAUAUAUAUAUAUAUAAAGUUUAAUAUGGUUUAAUGGUCAUCAGGCUUUAUUAAAGCCAUAUCACACGAGCAAGAGUGCUGUAUGGCCCUACAUCAGCACGGCUGUAAUUCAGCCACAGGUAAUCACCAUCAUGCUGAUUUAGGACCAUACAACAUGAUUGCAAAUGUGAUAUUGCUUUUACACAAAAGUUUAAUGUAAAAGUAAAAAAAAAAAAAAAAAAAAAGAGGAAAAACACAAAAAACGCACUUGUGCAUGGAACUACUUUCUUACGCCACAGAUCAGAAUCUGCUGUUGCUGAUCAAAAGAUAUGCACAAGCCUCCAUUACUAAUUCAAAAAUAUCACUUUAGAACUAGUAUCGAUGGCUUUGGCUGUUUCUAACAAGUAACUGGAGAAAUUGAGUGUGUGCGAUUACCUGUGUCUGUCGUAACUCCCAAGCAGAGAUGAUCAGUAAAGCUGUAGUUGUUUAACUCCAUUCCUCAGCUGUAGUGUAGCGUUAGUCAGCUUGCUGAAGAUUAUGGAAUUUUGGUCAUCCUUUUUUCUCCAUGUAAAAAAUAGCUGUCCGAGGAGGGUCCUCUCUGAGCAUUUCAUGGUAGCUGGUUCAUUGUGUCCUCCAUGUUGAAUGUUUAAAUUUGCUCCCAAUGUGGAAACUCUGGUAGGUAAGCACCUUUAGUACGUUUGAUAAAUUCUUCUGUUUUGUUUCUCAGCUGUGAUACGCCUUAAUGCUGAUGCUGUAAGUUUAACUCUAUUUCCCAGCUGUAGUGUAGUAGUAAUCCAAGCAAUCAUGGAGUUAGAGACAAUGCCAUUCGCUUCAAAGAAACCGCUCACUGACUGGCAGCGCUGCCUGAAAUGAAGGUCGUCAACUCAACUGACUCACAACACAUAAAAUGAAAAUCUAGCUGCUUUUAACACAUCGGCGCUGCUCUUAAACUUUAUUUUUGAAUGCCACGAACACAAGCGGAGUGAUACAAAGAGUGAAGCCUCCAAGUGCUGCUGUUCUGAGACAUCAGCACUCUUGGAACGCCUCGCAUCCAAUCAGAUUUGAGGACCAUAACUAACUGUAGUAUAAUAUAUGAUAUAUGCUGUGAAUGACCAAAAAAGUGUUUUUGCAGAGGACUUUAGGUAACUAGGACUAAGUAAGUUGGAGUGGCACCAUUCGUUUGACAUCAACGUGUCAAGGAAAAUGGCGACACAAUGAAUUCAAGACAUUAAAGGUGCUGUAAGGUAUUUUAGCCAUUCUAGUUCCACGAGACUGAGCCGUUGAAUUAGCCAAGCCCCCUCUUCCAAAACCCUGCACUCCAAAGAUAACAAAAUGAACUUUACUUAGGUCCACAUCAUGCAGAAAUGGUUGUUAAAAACAGCAGCAGCAAAAUGGCACCCUCAACGGAUAAUUGUUAUAAACAACAUGGCAUAAAAAUGGCAGUAAGCCAUUAAUAAUAAUAAUAAUAAUAAUAAUAAUUCACUAAAACUACAGUACAAUGAGAACACGCAAAAUGAUUGACAGGUCGAAACCGUCAGAGAAAGUAAUGUUAAAGUAAUGAAUAUAAACACAAAGUGGACUGUAGCAAAAUGACAAUCCCUCCUUUUAAUCUCACGAUAAUUAUCUCACUAUUUGGCAAGUACUGGAUGAAAGGUGCCCUUUUCAUGCAUGUUGUUAUAACUGCAUAUAAAUGUUGUAUAAUGCAUUUGUAAAUGACUUAUUAGUCAUUAACAAACCCCUUUUUAAACCCUUAACCAAGGGAACAUUAACGUAAAGUGUUAACCGAAAUAUAUCACACAAACUUGAAAAUUCUGUCAUUAUUUAUUCACACACGUCAUUAUUCAUAUAUAUAUAUAUAUAUAUAUAUAUAUAUAUAUAUAUAUAUAUAUAUAUAUAUAUAUAUAUACAUAUACUUACACACACACACAUUCAGAAACUAUUCAGACCCACUCACAUUUUGUUGUUGCAGCCUUAUGCCUUUUCACAUCUAUAUACACUCCAUACCCCAAAAAGACAAAGCAAAAACCAGAUUUUUGAUUACUUUGCAAAUGUAUUAAAAAGAAAAGAAAGAAAAGGUAUCUGGAACACAAACAUGACAGUUCAUAGUAACCCAAGCUGUCAAUCUCCACCCCCCCCCAAAAAAACAGAAAAGCACUGUAAAAGUAAUCCAUACGACUUGUGCGAUAGCUUCAGGGGAGGGCAAGAGUAUCAGUGCAUAACUCUAAAUUUAAUUUGUGUAUGGCUUUAGAAGGCUUUAGAAGGCAGUGCGCAAGUAACAUUUACUACUUUUAUAAUACUUUUAUGAUGUUUUUGUUGUUUUUUGGAGCUUAAAAUUCCCUGGUCCCUAUAAAAUGUCGUAUGGUAAGAGUUGCAUAACAAUUCUUCAAAAUUUCUAUUAAGAAACAGCGUAUGUGUUUGGAAAGACAAGAAGGUGAGUAAAUGAUAUUGAUAGAAUUUUUUAUUUUUAGGUGAUAUACUGUAUAUCUUUAAAGUCACAUCGGGAUAUACUGGUCAAGCUUCAACAAGCAAAAGCCAAUCUUCUUUAUACAAAAAACAAAAACAAAAAAACAAGAGCAUGCCUGGGGAAUAUAGCUCACGAUCAUUUAUCAUUGGUCAUGUUGAACAAAAAUCUUCUUACAUACAAUUCCUUUUCUCUCAAAUGACUUCAGCAUGAUUUUGUAACAUAUUGUGUUUGAAACAUAGUAAUGUUUGAUAAAUGUGCACAAGUACCUGCUAAUAUUGAUGUGAUGAACCCUUGAUAACCACGGUAAAGAUCUUGUAAAUCUUUCCACGCUUGCUGUUCAAAUUCACAUGGCAUUCCUAAACCAAUGCUGUCUAUCAAUAAUUAGUAAAGUCUUCAUGCACUAACCCUUAAUGCAGCAAUACUGUACUGGUUUAUUUGGGAACUCUUCAUUGUUUGACUAACAUGCUGUUGUAUUAUGUUGUAUAUGUGGACCACUGAGAUCUUUGAAUGGGUACAGGGAUGUGGGUAGAGUAUUGUUAUCCAGGUUUUGUCUUAAAAUAUGCAAAAUGAAUGUUAUUUAUGAAUGCUGAAAUUUAUCCUCUGUUUCUCAAAACCUCUGCAAAAUUUGCACAAAUAAAUUUAAAGAACUAACAGGCCUGUUUGGAGUAUGUGGUUAAUAAUGUGUCAUAAAGUUUCUGGAUUAACUCUCCUGUGGUAUUCGGUCAUUUUUGACCAAAAUAUAUAUAU
Molecule: messenger RNA, 5770 nt
Organism: Myxocyprinus asiaticus (Chinese sucker)
Lineage: Eukaryota; Metazoa; Chordata; Actinopteri; Cypriniformes; Catostomidae
Product: palmitoyltransferase ZDHHC18-B
Exons: 9
Coding region: 155-1555 (466 amino acids)
Biological process (GO): peptidyl-L-cysteine S-palmitoylation; protein targeting to membrane
Cellular component (GO): Golgi apparatus; endoplasmic reticulum
Molecular function (GO): protein-cysteine S-palmitoyltransferase activity
Source: RefSeq, a predicted model, not a curated record